AAUGGCAGGAAGUUGGCUUGGAGUUCACUUUGGCAGUGGGACUGGAGUCAUUUAGUGAUUGUGCUGCAAACAGACACCAUGGCCGUCCUGGGACUGAUCCUUCUCAUCUUUAUUGGCAUGGACACUGCAGCUCUGUUCACUAAUCCUCAGAUAAGACUGAGCCCAACUUUUUUGGCAGAAGGAGAUGAAAUGACCAUAACCUGUGAUGCUAACCUCGGAGAUGGUACAGAGCUGCAAUUUGCCUUCUACAAAAAUGGGAUCAAUGUGCAGGGAUUUAGUGACUCCUGUAACUAUACAGUCCCAUCAGCUCAGCUAGAGGAGUCUGGGAAUUAUACCUGUGAAGUAAAAAAGAUAAGUCCGGUGUCACAUAUCCAGGUAGAAGAGUUGUUCUCCAUCCCAGAUAUAACAGUGAGCCCAGAUCAAGUGACAGAAGGAGAUCACAUGAACAUAACAUGUGACACAAAGCUCAGCCAACACAGAAAGACUACAGAGCUACAGUUUGUUUUCUACAGAAAUGGGCACAAUGUGCAGGGAUUCAGUUUAUCCAACCAAUAUGGAGUCCCCUCAGCUCAGCUGGAGGAUUCUGGGAAUUAUACCUGUGAGGUACAAACUCCAACCGGCACUUUGAGAAAGAGGAGCAGUGUAGCAAAUAUACAGAUACAGGAGUUGUUCUCCAUCCCAGAUAUAACAGUGAGCCCAGAUCAAGUGACAGAAGGAGAUCACAUGAACAUAACAUGUGACACAAAGCUCAGCCAACACAGAAAGACUACAGAGCUACAGUUUGUUUUCUACAGAAAUGGGCACAAUGUGCAGGGAUUCAAUUUAUCCAACCAAUAUGAGGUCCCCUCAGCUCAGCUGGAGGAUUCUGGGAAUUAUACCUGUGAGGUACAAACUCCAACCGGCACUUUGAGAAAGAGGAGCAGUGUAGCAAAUAUACAGAUACAGGGAGCUGCUCCUAAAGACAGAAAAAAUGCAACUGAUAUUUCGUCCCAAAUAAGUCGGACAAGGGAAGAUACAGAAGACAGACAAAUGGCAAAUGCUAUUUCAACCCAAAAGAAUGAGACAAUAGAAGAUCCAGAUCAGGAUGAAGCUUCACAAGACAGUAGGGUAAGGAAGAUAAGCAGCCAACCACCUUUCCAGCUUGGUGAAGACAGAAAAAUGGCAAAUGCUAUUUCAACCCAAAAGAAUGAGACAAUAGAAGAUCCAGAUCAGGAUGAAGCUUCACAAGACAGUAGGGUAAGGAAGAUAAGCAGCCAACCACCUUUCCAGCUUGGUGAGAGAAGUCAGAUGUACCUGGUACUAGGGAUCAUAGGGACAUUACUAGCCCUACUUAUUCUUGCUGUUGUCUUUGUUAUCAAGAACAAACAGAAAAGAGCUUCAUGGCUAAUCCAGCACCUGCAACUGCUUAAAACAGCUCGUAGCCGCAUUCCCAAAGUGAAUAUGUCUUCUGUACCCAUACUGAUAUCAUUUGUACCAGAGAAGCCCGCUUACACUGAAUUAUCUUCACCACAAGGGACAACAGAACACCUUAACCAAAAAAGACAUCAUCAGAACAACAACACCCAAUCUACUGGCACUGAAUUUUUUGGACAAGGGAUCUGAUCUAACAACAGAUGAAAUCUUCAAGGAACAUUUUCCAGAAAGUAAUUCCAUCCCAUUUUCCAAUGGUCAUUCAGUUGGCAAAUCACAAAUAUAAAUAACUAAUUUCUUCUUGUUUCUGUGGGGGCGGAGGCAGAAAUCAGUCUCAGGAGAAUCAGAUGGUUCAUCUGACUCUGAUUGUAUAUGAUUUCUUUAAACUGUCACUUUUGUAGGUGAGCUAAAAAAUAAUAAAAAGCAUAUUGUUUCGUU
Xenopus laevis (African clawed frog) is the source of this 1848-nucleotide messenger RNA. Its product is annotated as CD166 antigen-like. The transcript is spliced from 13 exons. NCBI's taxonomy places the organism in Eukaryota, Metazoa, Chordata, Amphibia, Anura, Pipidae. The record is from RefSeq and is a predicted model, not a curated record. Bases 79 to 1602 code for a protein of 507 amino acids.